AAACAUCUCCUCUUCUCUUCUCUUUUCAUCACUUUCAUAUUCAUUACCAAAGCUCAAACCUUAAUGGACCAAGCCCUUUUGCCAUUUGGCUCACAGAAUAACAUGGGUAGGUUCACUAGAAGCUGCGGCACUCGCCGUAGUGGUGCCUCUACCAUCACUAUACUCAACAACUGCCCCUCCACGAUUUCGGCAGCUAUACUAGUCAUUACCCCAAGUUUCGGCAGCGGUCGACGUCUCGAAAGCGGCGAGGCUUGGACCUUGAAUAUGCUCGACAGUUCGGUAGGACAUAUUUGGGGUAGAACAAAUUGUUUCUUCGACAGCUUAGGGAGAGGACGUUGUGAGACUGGUGAUUGUCGCGGAGUUCUCAACUGCCAAGACUCGGGCGCACCGCCCGUAACUCUAGCUGAAUUUGCACUCAAUCAAGCUAACAAUUUGGAUUUCUUGGAUAUCUCUCUUGUCCAAGGCUUCAAUAUUCCAAUCAAAUUCAGUCCGAAGACGGCCUAUGGAUGUAGUAGGGGAGCCAGUUGCGCAGCGGAUAUCAAUCGACAGUGCCCUACGGAGCUGAGGGCGCCCGGCGGCUGCCAAAGUCCAUGCACGGUGUUCAAGACCAAUGAAUAUUGUUGUGUUAACUCGACGAUGAAGUGAGGGCCAACGAGUUAUUCGAGAUUUUUUAAAGCUUUGUGCCCUGAUGUUUAUAGCUACCAAUUCGAUGAUGAAGCUAGUACGUUGACGUGCCCUGGUGGUACUGGUUACGACGUCGUAUUCUGUCCUACGUAACAUGUAACUGUUGUAUAAUUUAAAUUUGAACUAGUAUUUUGACA
This is a messenger RNA of Cucurbita pepo subsp. pepo (vegetable marrow), 821 nucleotides long. NCBI's taxonomy places the organism in Eukaryota, Viridiplantae, Streptophyta, Magnoliopsida, Cucurbitales, Cucurbitaceae. The record is from RefSeq and is a predicted model, not a curated record.